CAAGCCUUCAAGAUGAUGUCCAUGAACAGCAAGCAGCCACAUUUUGCCAUGCAUCCCACCCUACCUGAGCACAAAUACCCCUCUCUACACUCCAGCUCGGAAGCAAUAAGAAGAGCAUGUCUACCAACUCCACCGCUGCAGAGCAAUAUCUUCGCCAGCCUCGAUGAGACCCUGCUGGCGCGGGCCGAGGCUCUGGCCGCCGUCGACAUCGCCGUGUCGCAGGGCAAGAGCCACCCCUUCAAGCCCGACGCCACCUACCACACCAUGAACAGCGUGCCCUGCACCUCCACCUCCACCGUGCCCCUGGCGCACCACCACCACCACCACCACCACCACCACCAGGCGCUGGAGCCCGGCGACCUCCUCGACCACAUCACCUCCCCGGCCCUGGCCCUCAUGCCCGCCGGGGGGGGCGGCGGAGCCGGCGGCGGCGGCGGCCACGACGGGGCGGGCGGCGGCGGCGGCGGGGCAGGCGGCGGCGGCGGGGGAGGCGGCGGCGGCGGCGGCGGCGGCGGCGGGGGCGGCGGGGGCCUCAUCUCGUCGUCGGCCCACCCGCACCCGCACAUGCACGGCCUGGGCCACCUCUCGCACCCGGCCGCCAUGAACAUGCCGUCGGGGCUGCCGCACCCGGGGCUGGUGGCCGCGCACCACGGCGCGGCGGGGCAGGUGGCGUCGGCGGCGGCCGUGGUGGGGGCGGCCGGCUUGGCCUCCAUCUGCGACUCGGACACGGACCCGCGGGAGCUGGAGGCCUUCGCCGAGCGCUUCAAGCAGCGCCGCAUCAAGCUGGGGGUGACCCAGGCCGACGUGGGCUCGGCGCUGGCCAACCUGAAGAUCCCGGGCGUGGGCUCACUCAGCCAGAGCACCAUCUGCCGCUUCGAGUCGCUCACCCUGUCGCACAACAACAUGAUCGCCCUCAAGCCCAUCCUGCAGGCCUGGCUGGAGGAGGCCGAGGGCGCCCAGCGGGAAAAAAUGAACAAGCCCGAGCUCUUCAACGGGGGCGAGAAGAAGCGCAAGCGGACUUCCAUCGCCGCCCCGGAGAAGCGCUCCCUGGAGGCUUACUUCGCCGUCCAGCCCCGGCCCUCCUCCGAGAAGAUCGCCGCCAUCGCCGAGAAAUUGGACCUCAAAAAGAACGUGGUGCGGGUUUGGUUUUGCAACCAGAGACAGAAGCAGAAACGGAUGAAGUUUUCCGCCACCUACUAA
Molecule: messenger RNA, 1200 nt
Organism: Cygnus atratus (black swan)
Lineage: Eukaryota; Metazoa; Chordata; Aves; Anseriformes; Anatidae
Gene: POU4F1
Product: POU class 4 homeobox 1
Exons: 2
Coding region: 13-1200 (395 amino acids)
Biological process (GO): regulation of transcription by RNA polymerase II
Molecular function (GO): RNA polymerase II cis-regulatory region sequence-specific DNA binding; DNA-binding transcription factor activity, RNA polymerase II-specific
Source: RefSeq, a predicted model, not a curated record